AUGUCAUCUCAGUUGCUUGAACCUUCCCAGGCCGUUGCCACUUUGGAAAGCUAUGGUCGUCCCGAUGGUCUUUCCGUCGAAGGAUUGUUGGAUGAACAACUCAGUGGUGGCUUGACUUACAAUGACUUUUUGAUUCUCCCUGGUUACAUUGAUUUCCCGGCCCACAAGGUGUCCAUGGAAUCCAAGAUUACAAAGAACAUCACCUUAAAGACCCCCUUCAUGUCUUCUCCCAUGGAUACCGUUACCGAAACGGACAUGGCCAUCACCAUGGCUCUUCUCGGUGGUAUUGGUAUUAUUCACCACAACUGCAGUGCUGAAGAACAAGCGGCUAUGGUGCGCAAGGUCAAGAAGUAUGAAAACGGUUUCAUUAUUGAUCCCAUUGUCUUGUCUCCCGAACACACCGUGGCCGAUGUGAAGAACAUCAAGGCUAAAAUGGGCUUCUGCGGCAUUCCGAUCACAGAAACUGGUAAAAUGAAGGGAAAGUUGGUCGGUAUUGUGACCGCCCGCGAUAUCCAGUUCCACCGGGAUGAUUCCUCGCUUCUCAAGGAUAUCAUGACCACUGAUUUGGUGGUGGCCAAGAAAGGCAUCACUUUGGAAGAAGCCAACGAGAUCCUUUCCUCGUCCAAGAAGGGCAAACUUCCCAUUGUCGAUGAAGAAUACCGUCUUGUCUCGUUGUUGGCUCGUUCCGAUUUGCUCAAGAACCAGAAUUUCCCGCUCGCUUCCAAGAAACCCCACUCCAAGCAGUUGUUGGUCGGUGCUGCCAUCGGUACCCGCCCCGAUGACCGUGACCGUUUGGCUCUCUUGGUCAAGGCCGGUUUGGAUGUCGUCGUUCUGGACUCGUCUCAGGGCAACUCCGUUUACCAGUUGGACAUGGUUCGCUGGAUCAAGGAAACUUAUCCCGAAUUGGACGUCAUUGCUGGCAAUGUCGUAACCCGUGAACAGGCAGCCAACCUCAUUGCGGCCGGUGCCGAUGGUCUUCGUAUUGGUAUGGGUUCAGGUUCCAUCUGUAUUACUCAGGAAGUCAUGGCUUGUGGUCGUCCUCAGGCUACAGCGGUCUACCGUGUGUCCGAAUUUGCUCGUCGUUUCGGUGUUCCCACCAUUGCUGAUGGCGGUAUCGGCAACGUUGGUCAUAUUGUCAAGGCUUUGGCUCUCGGUGCUUCGGCGGUGAUGAUGGGUGGUCUUUUGGCCGGUACCACUGAAUCCCCUGGUGAAUACUUUUAUCACGAAGGCCAGCGUCUCAAGCGUUACCGUGGUAUGGGCUCCAUUGAUGCCAUGAACAACAACGCCACCGCUGCCGGUAAUGCGGCUACCAAGCGCUACUUCUCUGAAGGCGAUGCCGUCAAGGUCGCUCAAGGUGUGGUUGGCAACGUCAUCGAUAAGGGUUCAUUGAGAAUCUUUGUUCCCUACCUUACUACUGGUUUGCAACAUUCCCUCCAAGAUAUCGGUUGCCAGAGCAUCCGCGAAUUCCACGACGCCGUUGCUGAAGGCCGUGUUCGCUUCGAAAAGAGAACCGCCGCUGCUCAGUUGGAAGGUGGUGUCCACGGUUUGCAUUCCUUUGAAAAGAAACUUUUUGCAUAA
Molecule: messenger RNA, 1578 nt
Organism: Radiomyces spectabilis
Lineage: Eukaryota; Fungi; Mucoromycota; Mucoromycetes; Mucorales; Radiomycetaceae
Product: inosine-5'-monophosphate dehydrogenase
Exons: 3
Coding region: 1-1578 (525 amino acids)
Biological process (GO): GTP biosynthetic process
Cellular component (GO): cytoplasm
Molecular function (GO): IMP dehydrogenase activity
Source: RefSeq, a predicted model, not a curated record